Molecule: messenger RNA, 2107 nt
Organism: Daktulosphaira vitifoliae (grape phylloxera)
Lineage: Eukaryota; Metazoa; Arthropoda; Insecta; Hemiptera; Phylloxeridae
Product: gastrulation defective protein 1 homolog
Exons: 4
Coding region: 166-1962 (598 amino acids)
Biological process (GO): regulation of DNA double-strand break processing
Cellular component (GO): nucleus; site of double-strand break
Molecular function (GO): protein binding
Source: RefSeq, a predicted model, not a curated record
GAAUACAUAUCUACAAAAUAUUGGUGAUAAUUUUAAAAGACUUCUUAGUUUAUUUAAAAAAAUAAAUUGUAAACAAUUGGUAAUUUAUUUAGAAAAUAAUUCUAUAUAAAUCUAAUAAGAAAGUAUUAAUGUCGCUUCCAUUAAAUUUUACUGAGUAUUUAAAAAAUGUCAAGUGAAGAUGAAUUUAUUGGUCCUCCAAUACCACAAGCAUUCAUACAUUCCAAUGAAUUUAGCUCUAAAUCACUUGAAAAAGAAACAACUGAGAUAAAUAUUGAUCAUGAUAAAAAUGAGUCACAGGCAGAAACAACCAAAGAUGAUGACACUUUUAUUAGUCCCCUAAUUCCCAGUAAUCUGUCAAUUUCUAAAAAUCAGAAUAAUGAAAAUGCAGUUACCAUAAAAGAAAAUACUGUAAAGGAAGUAUGUUCCAACUAUGAUAGUGAUGAUGAUGAUAUAAGUGAUACUGAAGAUGAUGAUUCAAAAGAAACCAAUCUUCCUAUUGAGAGUAAUGUAUCAUUAAAUCAUGGAAUUAAGGCAGUCUCUGCCCUAUGUAUAGAUCCUCCAGGAGUAAGAUUAGCAAGUGGCUCUGUCGAUUAUGAUGUUCGUUUAUGGGAUUUUGCUGGUAUGGAUCAAACUUUACAAAGUUUUCGUACUCUAACACCUUGUGGAAAUCAUCCAAUUAAAUGUUUAAAAUAUUCACCUACUGGUGAUAGAUUACUUGUAAUAUCUGGAAUGUCUCAAGCUAAAGUCUUAGAUAGAGAUGGUCAUGAACUUUGGGAGUGUGUCAAAGGUGAUCAAUAUAUAUCAGAUAUGGUACGUACUAAAGGUCAUACUUCUCCAUUGACUUGUGGAUCUUGGCAUCCUAGAAAUAAAGAAGAAUUUCUAACUAGCUCAGAAGAUGGAUCUUGUCGUAUAUGGGAUAUGACCAAAAAAGAAAAACACAAAGAUAUCAUCAAAUGUAGAGCGAAAAAUGGACUUAGAGCUAUACCAACAACUUGUAAUUAUAGUAAUGAUGGAAAAUUAGUUGCGUGUGCAUGCAGAGAUGGCUCAGUACUAGUAUACGAUACUAGGAAACCAAGUUUUGUUAAUGCUACGUUUACCAUUCGUGAUGCUCAUUUAUCAAACUCUGAUACAUCAUCAAUUGUAUUUUCCUAUAGAGAUACUUUAAUUUGUACACGUGGUGAAGGAAUUGAUGAAACUAUGAAACUUUGGGAUAUAAGAAAUUUUAAAAAACCUAUUCAUGUUGUUGAUGAACUUUAUUCAAGGUAUUCUACAACAGAUUGUUGCUUUAGUCCAGAUGAUUCAAUUGUAGUAACUGGACAUUCUGUUAAACCAAAAGAAGCUGGAGGUCAUCUAAUGUUUUAUAGUACUGAUACAUUUGAACUUCGGGAAAAAGUUAAAGUUUCUGAAACUCAUUGUAUUAAAGUGUAUUGGCAUCCCAAAUUGAAACAGUUAUUUGCCGGUUGUGGAGAUGGUACUGUAAAAGUAUUUUAUGAUAAAGUUAAUAGUCAGCGGGGAGCAAUGUUAUGUGCUUCAAAAACUCGAACAAAAUCAAAACAGAUGGAAAUGGUACCUACACAGCAAAUUAUAACACCUCAUGCUUUACCAAUGUUUCGACAAGAUAGAAAUAAAUCAUUAAAAAAACGUAUUGAGAAAGAUAGAUUGGAUCCUGUUAAAUCAAAAAGACCUGAUUUGCCUAUCAAAUCAGGACAAGGUGGACGUGUUGCUGCAUCUGGUAGCACAUUAAGCUCUUAUGUUAUUCGUAAUUUGGGAUUGAGUAAACGUGUAGAAGAUGAUCAAGAUCCAAGAGAAGCAAUUUUAAAGUAUGCUAAAGAUGCAUCUGAAAAUCCUUACUGGAUAACUCCAGCAUAUGCAAAGACCCAGCCAAAAAAUAUACUUGAAACAUCUGAAGAUGAACCAAAAGAAAAGAAAAUUAAGUUUGAAAUUGGUAAACCAAAACAGUAACUCUCUGUGUCUUAAGAAACAAAAAUUAUGUAAAUUACAUAAUAAUGUUUUACCCAAGUUGAAAAUUGUACAUACAUUUUUUUUAUUAUAUUACCAUGAAAUUGUAUAAUUCUACAAAAAUAAAAUCACUAUUAACAUUUGUAAA